This is a messenger RNA of Stegodyphus dumicola, 426 nucleotides long. RefSeq lists its product as uncharacterized. NCBI's taxonomy places the organism in Eukaryota, Metazoa, Arthropoda, Arachnida, Araneae, Eresidae. The record is from RefSeq and is a predicted model, not a curated record.
AUGAAGUGCAUUGGACACAUUCGCUCAACUGCAGUCACACCAGGGAAUAUCGCAUGUGUUGAGAACCGGCGAGUAACAGUGCAUGAUAUUGCUGCCAAGGUAAAUAUCAGUGUCAGGAGUUUUGAGGCGAUCAUUCAUAACCACUUAUGCUUCUGCAAAAUCUGUGCAAGGUGGGUUCCCUGCCAGCUGACAUUAAAUCAGAAGUUGGCACGCAUGACAGUCUGUAAACAGCUUCUGAAUUGGUUUCGAGCCAAAGGUGAUGAAUUGUUGCAACCCAUCAUCACGUGUGAUAAAAUAUGUUUGAACAAUUCAACCCUAGAGAUCAAAAGAAGCAGCAUGGAGUGGCGGCAUAAAGGUUCCCCACCACCCAAGAAAAGUAAAAUGCAGCCGUCCGCUGGAAGGUCAUGGCAGUCUUCUGGGACAUAA